AACGGAAACCAGCUGAGAGAAAGAAGGGUAGAGAAGACAAGAUGGCGGAGUGAGUGGGUUGCGCUUUGUACCGACGGUUGCGACCCUGGAAGUUUGACAAAAUCACCCCCGAAGGACUGAAAAGGUCGAAAAGGACUCGGAACCUUCUAAAGUGUGAUUAAAACGGCGGUUUCUGCCCCUCAUCACCGAGGAGGAACGGACAGGUUUCGCGCCGCGGUCGUCGCGACGGCGUUAGCUCGAUGCUAACGUUAGCCUGCGUUAGCUUUGACUAGCCGAUCGAGCUAGCUGCCGAAGGCCGCAAGCUUUCCGGGCUCAGUUUGGAUGUAAAUACUUCUACUCUGCGGAGGUUUUAUUCGAUGAAGAUUCGCUGUAGGAGGUAGCAUAUGAAUAAAUCAAAUAAAUCCAGAAGAUAUCGAUUAUACAACUUCAGUUGUUCCGUUGGUUAUCGAUAGUUUUGUGUGGAACAGGAGUCGAUAAUUACCUCCAUCAGCUGGACCAACAGGACUCACUCACUAUCCGAUAACAUUCACAGUUCAUCUGGUGGAUAUCAUGGCGAGCAGCAGCGGCUCCAAAGCCGAGUUUAUAGUCGGUGGAAAAUACAAGCUGGUCAGGAAGAUCGGAUCCGGAUCUUUUGGUGACAUUUAUCUGGCUAUUAACAUCACAAAUGGAGAGGAGGUAGCAGUAAAGUUGGAGUCACAGAAAGCCAGGCAUCCACAGCUGUUGUAUGAAAGCAAACUGUACAAAAUCCUGCAGGGAGGAGUCGGGAUCCCGCAUAUCAGGUGGUAUGGACAGGAGAAGGACUAUAAUGUCCUAGUGAUGGACCUGCUGGGACCCAGUCUGGAGGAUCUGUUCAACUUCUGCUCCCGUCGCUUCACCAUGAAGACGGUCCUCAUGCUGGCAGACCAGAUGAUCAGCAGAAUUGAAUAUGUACACACAAAGAACUUCAUCCACAGAGACAUCAAACCAGACAACUUCCUUAUGGGCAUCGGCCGUCAUUGUAACAAGUGUUAUGACUCGUCAGUGGGGAAGAGGAAAAGAAGCUUGGCUGUUAGCUCUUCUCAGGAUCCACCUUUCUCAGGAUUAAACCAGUUGUUCCUUAUUGACUUUGGGUUGGCGAAGAAGUACCGAGAUAACCGAACACGACAGCACAUCCCCUACAGAGAAGACAAAAACCUGACCGGCACUGCACGCUACGCCUCCAUCAACGCACAUCUGGGCAUCGAACAGAGUCGCCGUGACGACAUGGAGUCACUAGGCUACGUGCUGAUGUACUUCAACAGAACCAGUCUGCCCUGGCAGGGUUUAAAGGCUGCAACAAAGAAGCAGAAGUAUGAGAAGAUCUCGGAGAAGAAGAUGUCCACCCCUGUGGAGGUCCUGUGUAAGGGUUUCCCAGCAGAGUUUGCCAUGUAUCUGAACUACUGCCGCGGCCUGCGUUUCGAGGAGGCUCCAGACUACAUGUACCUGCGCCAGCUGUUCCGCAUCCUCUUCAGGACUCUGAACCACCAGUAUGACUACACAUUUGACUGGACCAUGCUGAAACAGAAAGCAGCCCAGCAGGGGGCCUCCUCCGGGGGCCAGGGCCAGCAGGCACAAACCCCCACAGGCAAGCAAACUGACAAACCCAAGCCUAACAUGAAAGGUUUCUGAGGUGUGACUCCACCCACCCUGCCCCCUCCCCCCAAAACCCCCACCCCCCCCUGAGCAGAGGUGCAGCAGUGUUGGUGACCAGGACCAACAGGUGUCUCUUCCUGGCUGAGCGGCAGACGGCGUGUGUGUGUCGAUGUGUGUGCUGAAACGUUCACCUGUAAAUAAAGAAAUCUGCACUCCAAACAAACACAGUGAGAGGCAGGUUGUUUUUGGAUGUGGAGGCUGUAGCCCCCUGAACCCCGCCCCCAGACCCUCCCCUCAGACAAACACUCACCCUCCUCUCCCCUCCAUCCUGUCUCCCUCCUCCCCAAGUGUCUGUUUGGUUUCUAUGGAGACUGAGGUAAGAAGAAAGACAGCUGACACCCUCAACCCUUCCUUAAUGACCCCCCCACCCUCCUCCCCAAAUGUAAGACAUGUUAAACCCUUUUGUUUCUGAAUAAUUGAAUGAUGCAAUCCUGGAUGUUCUUUACUAAAAUCAGAAAUGUUGGAUUUUUUUCUUGUUUUCUUUUGUUUCUAUGGUGAUUAGGAGUUUGCCUGUUGACAAUAUAAGCAGCCGAUGGCAACAGUCGAUGGUAGAAUGACUCUCCCUCUCUCUUUAGAGCUCUCAAUUAUUAUUAAAUCUGUUGUAAAACCUAUGGUCUUCUCCAAAAAUACCAAUAAAAACAUGACAGAACUCGCA
Labrus bergylta (ballan wrasse) is the source of this 2326-nucleotide messenger RNA. It is a transcript of the gene csnk1a1, whose product is annotated as casein kinase 1, alpha 1. Gene Ontology annotation, cellular component: cytoplasm; nucleus. Gene Ontology annotation, molecular function: protein serine/threonine kinase activity; ATP binding. Lineage: Eukaryota; Metazoa; Chordata; Actinopteri; Labriformes; Labridae. The record is from RefSeq and is a predicted model, not a curated record. Gene Ontology annotation, biological process: negative regulation of canonical Wnt signaling pathway; peptidyl-serine phosphorylation; signal transduction.